This is a messenger RNA of Mytilinidion resinicola, 2082 nucleotides long. Its product is annotated as acyl-CoA dehydrogenase NM domain-like protein. Gene Ontology annotation, molecular function: oxidoreductase activity, acting on the CH-CH group of donors; flavin adenine dinucleotide binding. The record is from RefSeq and is a predicted model, not a curated record. The transcript is spliced from 5 exons. The coding region runs from base 180 to 1610 and encodes 476 amino acids. Lineage: Eukaryota; Fungi; Ascomycota; Dothideomycetes; Mytilinidiales; Mytilinidiaceae.
AGUCACGUCUGCGGGGAGCGCGACCCUGUGUCAAAGCCCCAGCAUGCUAAAUAGUCGACGACGCCGAGUCGCAGCGGACUUUUUGUUAACUGAUUUGCUUUCAUUAAUUGCUUGUUUGAUACUUCACGAUCCUUUUAUACGUGCUCUGUUGAAGCUUGAAUUGUAGUAAUCCGCCCAUCAUGUCUGUACCCUACGACCUCCUCAAGAACACCCCCAAUGGCCACCUCCCCGCCUCGGCCAGGGUUCCGGCCAUCGCGCGGCCGUUUGUCAGCGAGAGGGCGUUGAAGACGCUGGAUAUCGUCGAGAAGUUCGUCGAAGAAGAAUGCAUCCCCGCCGACGCCGUCUUCACGCGCCAGAUUGGCGAGACGCCCGUCGAGCGCUUCGAGGCGCAUCCGUCCAUCAUCGAGGACCUCAAGACCAAGGCGAAGCAGCUGGGCAUCUGGAACAUGUUCCUGCCCAAGAACCACUUCACGGAGGGCGCGGGGUUCAGCAAUUUGGAGUAUGGACUGAUGGCAGAGUAUUUGGGGAAGAGUAUUACGGCGUCGGAGGCUACUAAUUGCGCGGCCCCGGAUACUGGAAAUAUGGAAGUGUUGGCGAAAUACGGCACUGAGGCGCAGAAGAGGAAGUGGUUGGACCCGCUGCUGGAGGGCAAGAUCCGGUCUGCGUUCUUGAUGACGGAGCCCCAGGUUGCUUCGAGUGAUGCUACCAAUAUUGAGAUGUCGAUACGGAGGGAAGGGAACGAGUACGUUCUCAACGGACAGAAAUGGUGGAGUUCAGGAGCGGGAGACCUCCGUUGCAAGAUCUACAUCGUCCUCGGAAAGACAGACCCAAACAACACGAACAAAUACGCACAGCAAUCGGUCGUCCUCGUUCCCAAUGACACCCCCGGCAUCACCAUCCACCGCAUGUUGUCCGUUAUGGGCUUCGACGAUGCCCCUCACGGCCAUGGUCACAUCUCCUUCGACAACGUCCGCGUGCCAGCGGAGAACAUGGUGCUGGGUGAGGGCAAAGGUUUCGAGAUCAUCCAGGGCCGUCUUGGACCUGGCCGUAUCCACCACGCCAUGAGGAGCGUCGGUGCCGCCGAAAAAGCCCUCGAAUGGUUCCUCGCGCGCCUCAACGACCCCCGCAAAACCCCCUUCGGCGAACAGCUCCACAAGCACGGCAUCAUGAUCGAGCGGGUCGCCAAGUCGCGCAUCGAAAUCGACGCCGCCCGCCUCAUGGUCCUCAACGCCGCCAUCAAGAUCGACGAGUCCAACGCUAAGGGCGCUUUGAAAGAAAUCGCCGAAGUCAAGGUCCUCGUCCCCACCAUGAACCUCACCGUCAUCGACCGCGCCAUCCAAGCCUACGGUGGGGCGGGCGUGUGCCAGGAUACGCCGCUCGCGCAAAUGUAUGCGCUGGGCCGCACGAUGCGGAUUGUGGAUGGGCCGGAUGAGGUGCAUGUGCUGCAGCUCGGCAAGAAUGAGAACAAGAAGGGCCCGGCGCAUAAGGCGAGGAUUGAUGCGCAGAUCAAGCGGGGGCAGGAGCUGUUGGGGCAGUAUGGCAUUGAAGUUUCGGAUCCGUUGCAGAUUAAUCGGGUUAGUGGGCAGACGAGUAAGAAGAGUAAGCUGUAGGUAGGGUGCGGUUUGAUUGAAAUUUGUAUAAUUUUGAAAGGAAAAAUUUUAUGGUGAGAUUGAGGUGUAUGAGUAGCGACUGGGAGUGUAGAGUGUGCUGCGAGUGUUUUUUUUUUGUUAUUGAUUGAGUCCCUCGAUGCUCUCUUUAAAGUGAUAGGGAACGUGAAUAACCGGUCGCGCAGGGCAUGGAAAAGGUGGCGCUCUAGUUCUAGAGCAAGGCUGUCUUGUGUCUACACCUGUCUGGCACUGCUUGGGGUGCUUCAACAGGUUUCCACGUAGCCCAAGGUGAAGGGCUUCUGUCUCGUUUGAACUCCUGAAAAUGUAUUGAAGCACCCCAAGCAGCGGCAGACGGGUUGUACACAGACGGUCCAGGCACACGUGAAAUGACUCCACGUCAGUUGCAAACGGUCUGCCGUAACUCAGUCACCGGGCCGGCGUUCACCUACAACAAACACCGACAGAGGGAACAGAC